AUGGCCGCCCAGGAGAUCGACGUUGGCAUGGACCAGUGGCGUUGCGCCAAAGGAAACACUGUCCUGUCGACCGGCGGUCUCCUCACAUGCAUUAGAGUUGCUAUUGUGGGAGAGUACCCAACUGGAUACGAUGGAUACGACCGCUUCUUAGUCCAUAUCAGCGAGUCUCCCCCUGGAAAAGCAGCAGCUGCAGAUCUGUACAACGCCGUCGUCAAUGCUAUGAACGACCAUGAUUUCGAGAUCACCGAAGCAACGCUGGUUGUCCCAGACCCGAGAUCCGAAGAUGAUGAGGCCUUCACUGGGUGGGUUUAUGAAACGAUUGACUAUUUCAACCAGUUGGCCGAUGGCGAGAUUGAGGUGGAAGCUCAUGACACAAAUGAAUACUGGGAGUUGGGAAUCAACAGUGAAAAGGAGAUUUUCUAUGGUGCAGAAUAA
This is a messenger RNA of Fusarium odoratissimum NRRL 54006, 435 nucleotides long. RefSeq lists its product as uncharacterized. Lineage: Eukaryota; Fungi; Ascomycota; Sordariomycetes; Hypocreales; Nectriaceae. The record is from RefSeq and is a predicted model, not a curated record. Bases 1 to 435 code for a protein of 144 amino acids. The transcript has a single exon.